GACCAGUAAUGGCACGACGCACAAUGGCUCUUCUUCCUCAGUGGUCUUCUCGCAUUUUUUCAGUAGAUCUGGAUGGAGCACCUCUCUACUUUGCAAUUCAAGAAAAACACCAGGGAACCGUGGUGCCACAUAUGUUCAGAAGGGUUCAACAGUAUGCCAGAUGUUACUCUCUCCUUGUGUGCAGCAGCGACAGAGUCCGAAAAGCCAAGUUUUACUGGGAGCUGAAAGACAAACUGUUGAGAGACUUGCCUCGGGAGUGUAAUUUGUCGCCUAUGUCCGCAUUUCUGCCAAACGUAAAGGACUCACUCAUCAAGGGGUACUUUUUAAAGGAUUCAUCCAAGAGUUCCUCCCGGACAGAGGGCCUUCUGCGACAAUUGAUCCAGCAUGACCCAGUGUUAGUGUGUUCAUACUUAAGAAGUGAAGAUGGUCGGCAGUGGACACAGCAUCUCUGGUCACAUGCAGAGGGCUCAACGAUGGAAACGUCCAACAAUUACUAUGUGGUACCAUCAGAAGCGCCAGAAUAUCACCCAUCUAUUCUUAACAUCAUCAACUCUGAUGUUUUCUACAGUUUUCAGGAGGCCUAUGAAGUUUUAAAGAAGUGUGGUGACAUCAUCCCAGAGGCAACGUCUGUACUAGAGCUCUUGUCCAGCAGAUUGGAGGCCAGACGUAAACCAGACUUCCCUGUUAUUGUCAUAGAAGGCCUGGAUGCCACAGGUAAGACGACUCUGACAGAAUCUCUGAGGGAUACUCUUGGAGCCAGUCUUCUGCGGUCCCCUCCCCACUGCCUCUCCCCCUGGAGGGCCCGCUUUGAUCAAGAGCCACCCCUCAUCCGCAGGGCCUUCUACGCUCUGGGGAACUACAUCACAGCAGAACAAAUAGGCCAGGAGGCCACGAAGACACCUGUCAUCAUUGACAGAUUCUGGCACAGCACAGCAGCAUAUGCCAUUGCCACAGCAGUGAGUGGUUCGGUGUGCAACCUUCCAGAAGAGGGUUCAGAAGUGUACCGUUGGCCCAGUGACCUGUUCCAGCCCAGCCUGGUGGUCGUACUCAACCUGGAUCCUGAGGAGAGGAAGAGGAGGCUGAUGGACAGAGGUCAAGGAAAGACUGAAGAGGAGCAAGAAUUGGAUCAGAACCAACUUUUCAGACUCAGAGUGGAGGAGGCUUACCGGAGGAUCAGUGGCCCAGCUUGUGUCACUGUGGAUGCUAGUCCUUCUGCAGACCAAGUGCUCCAACAAGUGCUGCUUUUAAUUAGGGGCAAAUGCCACUUGUAAACAGUUCUCCAUCUCCCCUACUGGCAGCUAAAUAUCAAGUGGACGUAGUACUUCUUUUCACCACUGGGUGCCAGUAAGGUGAUGUGAAUGUGAUAGUAGGAGGGCUGGUGGCCAGAUUGGAGUGUGGAGAGGAGAUCCUACUCAGAAUAAGUAAAGGUUUAAUGGCCAGGGGCCAGAACUGCAUGCUACAAUCAGUAAUACAUAUUCAUGUAGACUCACACACACACACACACACCUACACACACACACACACACACACACACACACACACACACACACACACACACACACACACACACACACACACACACACACACACACACACACAAUAUUGUCCAGAAGAAGUGUGCAUUUAACUGCUGCUGUGAGCUCUCAGAAAUCAGAUACAGUGUAGCUGCAUUUAUUGACAGCCACUUGUAUCUGGACCGACAAAGAGGGAAUGAAGAGAAACACUUACAGUAUAAGCACCAGUCACAGAGAUUCAUUUAAGUGCAUUAACAAGCAAAAUCCAAAAUUUAAAGUAUAUAAGAUAACAAGAUUGAAAACAUUUAUGUCAACAGGAUGGAAUUUAUAUUGAGAUAACAGUUAAGCUGUUUUAAAUUAAAGAAAAUGA
This is a messenger RNA of Scomber japonicus (chub mackerel), 1884 nucleotides long. RefSeq names its product cytidine monophosphate (UMP-CMP) kinase 2, mitochondrial (gene cmpk2). The transcript has 5 exons. Gene Ontology annotation, biological process: dTDP biosynthetic process; dUDP biosynthetic process; dTTP biosynthetic process. NCBI's taxonomy places the organism in Eukaryota, Metazoa, Chordata, Actinopteri, Scombriformes, Scombridae. The record is from RefSeq and is a predicted model, not a curated record. Gene Ontology annotation, molecular function: dTMP kinase activity. Bases 9 to 1271 code for a protein of 420 amino acids. Gene Ontology annotation, cellular component: mitochondrion; cytoplasm.